GGGGAGGGAGCCCGGGGCGCAGCAUCCUGGCGCGGGCCUGGGCGGCCGCUGUCACUGCCGUCGGGGAAGGUCCCAGCGCGGACAUGGCCUUUGGCGGCGCCCGCCUGGGCCCCGGCCCCCUGUGCUCCGCGCAGUAGCCGCGCACAGGCGGCCUCGACGGUGCGGACGGCGCAGACGGCCGGGCGGGCGGCAUGGAGGCGGCGCACCUGCUCCCGGCCGCCGACGUGCUGCGCCACUUCGCGGUGACGGCCGAGGGCGGCCUGAGCCCGGCGCAGGUGACCAGCGCGCGCGAGCGCUACGGCCCCAACGAGCUCCCGACCGAGGAAGGGAAGUCCCUGUGGGAGCUGGUGCUGGAGCAGUUCGAGGACCUUCUGGUGCGCAUCCUGCUGCUGGCCGCCCUGGUCUCCUUUGUCCUGGCCUGGUUCGAGGAGGGCGAGGAGACCAUGACGGCCUUCGUGGAGCCCCUGGUCAUCGUGCUGAUCCUUGUGGCCAAUGCAGUCGUGGGCGUGUGGCAGGAACGCAACGCCGAGAGUGCCAUCGAGGCCCUGAAGGAGUACGAGCCCGAGAUGGGCAAGGUGCUGCGCUCGGACCGGACCGGUGUGCAGAGGGUCCGCGCGCGGGACAUCGUCCCCGGAGACAUCGUGGAAGUGGCGGUGGGAGACAAAGUGCCUGCUGACCUCCGCCUCGUGGAGAUCAAGUCCACCACGCUGCGAGUGGACCAGUCCAUCCUGACAGGUGAGUCCGUGUCCGUGACCAAGCACACAGAUGCCAUCCCAGAUCCCAGAGCCGUGAACCAGGACAAGAAGAACAUGCUGUUUUCUGGCACCAACAUCGCCUCGGGCAAGGCAGUGGGUGUGGCCGUGGCCACGGGCCUGUGCACGGAGCUGGGUAAGAUCCGGAGCCAGAUGGCGGCCGUGGAGCCAGAGCGGACGCCGCUGCAGCAGAAACUGGAUGAGUUUGGGCGUCAGCUGUCCCACGCCAUCUCCGUCAUCUGCGUGGCCGUGUGGGUCAUCAACAUCGGCCACUUCGCCGACCCGGCGCAUGGCGGCUCCUGGCUCCGAGGCGCUGUGUACUACUUCAAGAUUGCCGUGGCCCUGGCUGUGGCCGCCAUCCCCGAGGGCCUCCCGGCUGUCAUCACUACAUGCCUGGCGCUGGGCACACGGCGCAUGGCACGCAAGAACGCCAUCGUGCGGAGCCUGCCCUCCGUGGAGACCCUGGGCUGCACCUCCGUCAUCUGCUCCGACAAGACGGGCACGCUCACCACCAAUCAGAUGUCUGUCUGUCGGAUGUUCGUGGUAGCCGAGGCGGAAGCUGGCGCAUGCCGUCUGCACGAGUUCACCAUCUCGGGCACCACCUACACCCCAGAGGGCCAAGUGCUGCAGGGAGAGCAGCCGGUGCGCUGCGGGCAGUUCGAUGGGCUGGUGGAGCUGGCGACCAUCUGUGCCCUGUGCAACGACUCCGCCCUGGACUACAACGAGGCCAAGGGCGUGUAUGAGAAGGUGGGAGAGGCCACAGAGACAGCCCUGACUUGCCUGGUGGAGAAGAUGAACGUGUUCGACACCAACCUGCAGGACCUCUCCCGAGUGGAGCGAGCUGGCGCCUGCAACGCGGUCAUCCGUCAGCUGAUGCGGAAGGAGUUCACCCUGGAAUUCUCCCGAGACCGGAAGUCUAUGUCAGUGUACUGCACGCCUACCCGCCCCAGCCAGGCGGCCCAGGGCAGCAAGAUGUUUGUGAAGGGGGCUCCGGAGAGUGUGAUCGAACGCUGUUCCUCAGUCCGAGUGGGGAGCCGCACCGCCCCCCUGAGCACCACCUCCAGGGAGCAGAUUCUAGCCAAGAUCCGGGACUGGGGCUCGGGCUCGGACAUGCUGCGCUGCCUGGCCCUGGCCACCCGGGACGCGCCCCCGAGGAAGGAAGACAUGCAGCUGGAUGACUGCAGCAAGUUUGUGCAGUACGAGACGGACCUGACUUUCGUGGGCUGCGUGGGCAUGCUGGACCCUCCGCGGCCCGAGGUGGCUGCCUGCAUCGAACGCUGCCACCGGGCGGGCAUCCGUGUGGUCAUGAUCACGGGGGACAACAAAGGCACGGCGGUGGCGAUCUGCCGCCGGCUCGGCAUCUUCAAGGACACGGAGGACGUGGUGGGCAAGGCCUACACGGGCCGCGAGUUCGAUGACCUCAGCCCGGAGCAGCAGCGCCACGCCUGCCGCACGGCCCGCUGCUUUGCCCGUGUGGAGCCCGCACACAAGUCCCGCAUCGUGGAGUUCCUUCAGUCCUUCAACGAGAUCACCGCCAUGACUGGAGAUGGGGUGAAUGACGCCCCAGCCCUGAAGAAAGCAGAGAUCGGCAUCGCCAUGGGCUCCGGCACAGCCGUGGCCAAGUCAGCAGCAGAGAUGGUACUGUCGGAUGACAACUUUGCCUCCAUUGUGGCUGCAGUGGAGGAAGGCCGGGCCAUCUACAGCAACAUGAAGCAAUUCAUCCGCUACCUCAUCUCCUCCAAUGUGGGCGAGGUCGUCUGCAUCUUCCUCACGGCAAUCCUGGGCCUGCCCGAAGCCCUGAUCCCUGUGCAGCUGCUCUGGGUGAACCUGGUGACGGAUGGCCUGCCUGCCACCGCCCUGGGCUUCAACCCUCCAGACCUGGACAUCAUGGAGAAGCUGCCCCGCAACCCCCGUGAGGCCCUCAUCAGCGGCUGGCUCUUCUUUCGAUAUCUGGCUAUUGGAGUGUACGUGGGCCUGGCCACCGUGGCUGCUGCCACCUGGUGGUUCCUGUAUGAUGCCGACGGACCUCACAUCACCUUCUACCAGCUGAGGAACUUCCUGAAGUGCUCUGAGGACAACCCGCUCUUUGCCGGCAUUGACUGCGAGGUUUUCGAGUCGCGCUUCCCCACGACCAUGGCCUUGUCUGUGCUGGUGACCAUUGAAAUGUGCAACGCCCUCAACAGCGUCUCAGAGAACCAGUCGCUGCUGCGGAUGCCACCCUGGCUGAACCCCUGGCUGCUGGCAGCUGUGAUCAUGUCCAUGGCCCUGCACUUCCUCAUCCUGCUCGUGCCGCCCCUGCCUCUCAUUUUCCAGGUGACCCCACUGACUGGGCGCCAGUGGGGGGUGGUGCUGCAGAUCUCUCUGCCUGUCAUCCUGCUUGAUGAGGCCCUCAAGUACCUGUCCCGGCACCACGAAGGAAAGGACCGGAAGUGAGCGCAGGGGCAGAGCGGAGUCUCCAGCGUGUACCUCAUCCUGCUGGUGCCCAGCAUUCGCCCGCUCCCGCCUGCCACCACGCCGGCCAGCCGCUCGCUCACCGGGCCCUCCCGACGGAGGCUGGACUGGCUCCGGUCCUGCCCCCAUGGCCGUCGUCCCCUCUGUCUGCCUGGGGGCCCUACUGCAUGUCUCCGGACGCUCCUGGGGAGUUUGCCCCCAAAGAUCUGGCCCGGGAGGGGCCUGCCCAGAAGCCAGAGCUGGUGGCCCAUCCUGAGACGCAGAGCCCUGCACCCCCAAAUCCACGAGCACCUUCCGGAGCCCGCGCCCCCUUGCUUGGAGGCUGGGCUUUCCUCGGUGCCAGGCGUCUCUACCGAAAGAGGACUCCUUCGGGCCCCGCCCUCUAGCUGUGACCUCUCACUUAGUGCCUGGUCUGGGAGCUGGUCAGCUGGGGGUGGGAGGGGGACAUCUGGGCCCAGCUGUGCACAGCCAGGGCAGGCCACCCCCACCCACUCUGCGCUGCUUCCACAGAGGCGGCUCCUGAGGGCUUGGGCCUCUUUCUGUUUAUGUGCACGGGGAGCUGAAGGGUCAGAGAGACAGGAGUGGGGGAGGAGGCUGGGCCAGGACCCUCUCCUGGGAGACAGCCAGCCUGCCUGCCUCUGCUCGCCUCACUCCUGAACUCAGGGUCUCGGUCCUAAGCAGACGAUACGUGUCCUCUCGGUGCCGCCUUGUCUACCCAGCAGCGGCCGGGCCUGCCCUCUGUGUGCCUGGCAGCUGAGACCUCAGCUCUCCUGCGUCCCUGACAGCCAUGCCCUCCCACCCAGUCCCACGCCUGCCCGUCUCGUGGUCCGCACGGCUGGGUGACCCUGAGUCCCUGGGCUCUUGGCCUCACUCUUUGCCCCCAACCCCACACACCCGAGAGCGGAAAGGAUGUUGCUCAGAAUGGCUAGCUGGCAAGGCACUUUUCUCCCUCCGGCAAGAUCCGCGUGGAUCGUGUGUGUCGGGCGGGAGGGAGAGCCUUUGAUGGACAGAAUGUUCUUGUAACCCAGCUUUUGCCCCUUUGGCAAGAAUUAGUUGUAGAAGAAAGCCCUGAGUAAAUGACGUGUCCUCUCCCUA
This is a messenger RNA of Myotis myotis, 4298 nucleotides long. RefSeq names its product ATPase sarcoplasmic/endoplasmic reticulum Ca2+ transporting 3 (gene ATP2A3). Gene Ontology annotation, molecular function: P-type calcium transporter activity; ATP hydrolysis activity; ATP binding. The transcript is spliced from 21 exons. Bases 192 to 3185 code for a protein of 997 amino acids. Gene Ontology annotation, biological process: intracellular calcium ion homeostasis; calcium ion transmembrane transport. Gene Ontology annotation, cellular component: membrane. NCBI's taxonomy places the organism in Eukaryota, Metazoa, Chordata, Mammalia, Chiroptera, Vespertilionidae. The record is from RefSeq and is a predicted model, not a curated record.